Messenger RNA from Gavialis gangeticus (Gharial), 4302 nucleotides. RefSeq names its product SH2B adaptor protein 2 (gene SH2B2). The transcript is spliced from 10 exons. Gene Ontology annotation, molecular function: transmembrane receptor protein tyrosine kinase adaptor activity. The record is from RefSeq and is a predicted model, not a curated record. Gene Ontology annotation, cellular component: plasma membrane. The coding region runs from base 402 to 2546 and encodes 714 amino acids. NCBI's taxonomy places the organism in Eukaryota, Metazoa, Chordata, Crocodylia, Gavialidae. Gene Ontology annotation, biological process: antigen receptor-mediated signaling pathway; intracellular signal transduction.
UCCACCUGUCAUACUGUAUGUAUGUAUCUGCUAACGAGAUGUUCAAAGAUCAGCCCAUAUACAAUAGGGAGAGCCAGGCCUCUUUUGACAUCAAUUUGGGAUCAUUUCCCCAAAUGAUACUGAUACAACAAAUGAGAGGUGACAGAAAUACCAGCUGGGGAUUUCAUUGGCUGAUGUCAGAAUCCUGGCACCUAGUACCGAAGGCCACAGGAGCAUUGUGGUGGGGUGGCUGGGUCAGAGGAGAAAAUAAUACUGUUUAAAAACUGGUGCUACCUUAUCUGAGCUUUCCCUGUGACGUGUCAUUCCAGGGUAGUCUUUGGCUCACGUGUGAAUACGACCCAUAAAGAACUUGGCCACAUGACCCAUGUUGCACGUUUGCUGGUAGGUGGAAUGGGACAGUCAUGAAUGGUGAUGCCCUUUGCCAGGAAUCUUCCUCCCAGCUUCCUGACUGGAGGGAAUUCUGUGAGCUCCAUGCCCAGGCAGCUGCCGUGGACUUUGCUCAGAAGUUCUGCCAGUUCUUGAAGGAGAAUCCCCACUACGACACCCCAGGGGCUGAGACCUCCUUUUCCCACCACUUUGCUGCCAAUUUCUUGGACAUCUUCAGCUUGGAGGUCAGCAGGGUAUUUGUGUCUGACUCCCCGACCAAAUACAACAUCGUGCCCUUUGUGGGGCUCCAGAACUGCCACAUGCCUUACGGGAGAGACAUCAUACAGAGAAAAGAGGAGACCUCCACAGAAUCCUUGGACAGCAUGGACAACCCAGUCAGCUCCAGCAGGUAUCUGAGCCAGUCGCAGCAGGCUCAGGCACACAAAGUUUCUUCCUAUGGCCACUCUCGCAGCUCGGAGGAUGUGUCUGUACAUGCCACCUCCAAGCCAAAGUUCAAGAAAGGCUUCUCCUUGAGGAACAUGAGCUUGUGUGUGGUGGAUGGUAUGAAGGAGAUGUGGCACAGGAAGUCUUCUCCAGAGCCAGGCAUAGAGGCUACACAGAGUAGCAGGAGGUCAGACAGAGAGCACUGCCCUUCUGGGAACAAGGAGCAUAACGACACCAGGGAGAGAUGGACGCACAAGCUGCGGCUGUCGAAGGUGCAAUCUUCCAAGGUGGAAUUGGUGGACAUUCAGAGGGAGGGCACCCUCCGCUACAUGGUUGCAGAUGACACGAACUGCGUUGGUAGCUCUCAGUGGCAGAAGUGUCGGUUGAUGUUAAGGAAAGCGGUGAAGAUGGAGGGGGAGAGGUUCUUGCUGGAGUUCUACGUACCUCCAAAGGCUUCAAAGCCGAAGGUCAGCAUCCCGCUCUCGGCCAUCAUCGAAGUCCGGACAACGAUGCCUCUAGAAAUGCCAGACAAAGACAACACUUUUGUCCUGAAGGUGGAAAAUGGUGCUGAGUAUAUCUUGGAAACCAUUGACUCCCUCCAGAAACACUCCUGGGUCGCAGAUAUACAGGACUGCAUCGAUCCUGGGGACAGCGGAGAUGAUAUUGAACUUGCCUCCUGUGCCCAGGGAGCCUGUCUGCCAGGCAGGAUGUCCUCCUGCAGCUGUGAAUUUCUGUCUGAUGACGUGCACAGGCCUUCAGACAGAUGUACUAUGCCUCCCCUCCACAAUGCUGCCCCACCUGCUGCCACAGCCACCAUCAUCUCAGGACCACACGGCAGGGUCAGGGACUCCUCAGGGGAGCAUCUGACUCACGUUCCACUGGAGAACUUCCUGCAGACUCUGGAGUCGCCAGCCACCAGCAGUCAUCUAGCAGGUGAUGAAAGUGAGACAGAAGUGGAAGUCAACCUCUCUGAUUUCCCCUGGUUCCAUGGGACACUGUCACGGAUUAAAGCUGCCCAGCUGGUGCUCUUUGGGGGUACCAGGAGCCAUGGUCUGUUUGUCAUUCGGCAAAGUGAGACUCGCCCGGGCGAGUAUGUGCUGACCUUUAACUUCCAGGGGAAAGCAAAGCAUCUACGGCUCUCCCUGAAUGAGACCGGCCAGUGCCACGUCCAACACCUCUGGUUCCAGACCAUUUUCGACAUGCUGCGGCACUUCCACACCCACCCCAUCCCCCUGGAGUCCGGCGGUUCUGCUGACAUUACUCUCCGCAGCUACGUGGUGGCACAGAGCCCCCUGCCUGAUGGUGACAGCAACCUUCACCAGCUGCUGUCUUCUCACCCCAACCUCCUGCCACAGCAGAAAGCACCCUGUUUCACUAAGCUGGAAGCAUCUGUGGUGGACGUUGCUUGGUGGCCUGAGACUGGCCCCACCCAGGCCAUUGCUUCUCAGCAGCCCAGCUGCAGGCAUGACCUCCCAUCCCAACACUACUUCUCCAGCUUUGUGCCAGGCGCCUUCCAGCCUGCAUCUCCCUCAGAAGGUGCUAUUGCCUCUUCCUCCUCCUCUUCCUCCAGCCACCCAUUGUACCACCGGAUGGAGGGGACCUUGAACACCCGGAGCCGCAGCAACAGUGUUGAGCGCCUGCUGGAGUCGCCCAGUGUGAGCACAGAGGACUAUCAUGAGAGCGAAGGCUCGCGCAACAGGACCAGGGCGGUUGAAAAUCAAUAUUCUUUCUAUUGAACACUCGUGGACUGGAGUCAAAGCCUCUGUUUGGGGUUUUUUCCCAUGGAGACGCUGCUUGUGGGAAUGCUUAUGCUGUUAGCAAUGAGCCGGCCUCCUUGGCUCUCUCUCCAGUGUCUCCCCCACAGUGGAUGUUUACAUAUCGUCAAGGCCCAAAGCCUUGGGCCAGCCCCAUUCUGGACCUCCUCUCUGGUGUUCCCCUCGCCUUAGAGUCUGACUUGCCUCAACUGGGACUGUCAGAGUCUCCAGCUCCUUCUGCCACCAGCAAUAGACAGAGGCCAUUCUCUCCUUUUCUUGUGUGCGCUGAGAUAUGGAUGACAUGCAACCGCCAGCAACUGUGGAAGCUCACUGCUGCUGAAUCUCACCAUGUCGGAGACCCCUACCAAACACCUGCACUGCUUCAUUGUGCUUGAAACCUGGAUGGCUGAAGAUAUCAGUGCCAUUAUGGAGCCUGUUUUAGGGCCAUCAUUGCCCUCCAAGAGCUCUUGACUGCUUGUGCUGUAUGCCCCUUUCUUCCUGGCCAGGGUGGCUCCUCCACCAAUCCAACUGAGACAUUCCCCUUUCCAUUUGAGUCUAGUAACUGCAAUGAUUCUCCUGGAAUAGGACUUUAUGGCUUUGAUUUAUACUGCUCUUGCUUUGUGCUCUCUAUGGCUGAAGCACUUACAUGUGUCUCCAUGAUAGAUAGAGGGGGACGUGCUCCCACUGCAGCCUAGGUCACCUCAAACCAUUACUUCUCUUUGGGGAUGGUUACCUUGAAUUCUGCAAACAAACCAGUGCAGGGCAGUAAUGGCUUAAAGUGGCCUUGUGAGUGACACAACUCUCUGAGCCAACUAGCAGACAACACCCACCCACGCACACCUCAGAGCCGUGAUGGAAAGGCCUAGCUAGCCCCAGUCUAUUGCUAUGGUAGGAGUGUCCACUGCAGAUAACUUAACUGAAGAACUGACCCAUUCCUUUUCCUCCUUAGUUUUAAAAGUCUCAAGUCAUUUGCAAGGCAUGAUACUGUCAUCCUGCCCUUGCCAUCUCUUAGGGCAGUCAUCUUGAGGGCGCCACUGAGAAACACACCCCUGCUCACCCACCCCUGGUUGGCACAUGCCAAACCAGGGAAUGGGACAGUGAGGCUAUCUCACAGGAUGGAGAUGAAGAGCUCAAGAAUGAUAGUGGGGGCAUUCCCAGAGCAGCUUAAUUGCCUCAUUCCUGGGUUCAGUGCACACAGAGUAGGUGGCAGGGCCGCGCUUCUCUACAGCAUUCUCUAGAGCACCAUGGAAACAGUAUGGAUGUGUAUCCUUCACUAGCUUAAAUACAAGUGGCCUGUUGAUAUGGAAUUUCCCCUCAGUUCCUUUCAGGCCACUGAUGAUUUUUUUUUGCUGCUCUUUUGUGGACUCCCUCCAAGCUGGCCAGCAGUUUCCUGGUAACACCAGUGUGAGUGCCAGUGUGCAUGUGUCUCAUUCAUGUUUGUACACCCAUAUGGAAGUCCCUGGCUGCAUCCCAAUCCUAGCUCUUGGCUCUCCAUUCUACUCUCCUUGCUAGCAGGAGCCCACUCUAAGUGCUCUUUCUGAGUGAGGUGGCUGCUUCUAAAUUUCCCAGCUUUUAAGGACAAAUCUUUUUGUGGUUUUUUUGUUUGUUUGUUUGUUUGUUUGUUUGUUUUUUUAAAUCUCCUUAGCCCCAAAGUGGCAAGUGUAGCCACUAAUUUUGUGUACUUCAUUUAUUGUAUCCCCUACUGGCAACACCCCUGGAGCCUCAUUUUUGGAGGUAU